AUGUCUACUCUCAAGGCUGUCAAAUACUCACGAGGCCAGCUCCAGGUCCUCGAUCAGCUCCGUCUUCCUCACGAGUUUCACUACGAUGAUGUUUCCAACAGGACAGAGGCUUUUGACAGCAUUGCCUCCAUGCGGGUACGAGGUGCACCUGCUAUCGCGAUUGUGGCAGCGCUUGGCCUGGCUGUAGAACUUCAUAAUGGAAGUAUCACGGCUUCGAGCGCCGAAGACACCAUCUCCCAGAUCGAUGAAGCUCUUGACUAUCUGAAAGAAAGCCGCCCUACAGCUGUCGAUCUCACCAAUGCCAUUAACCAGCUCAAGGCCACGAUACGAGCGGUUGGCAGCACUGCCAUCAAGGAGGAGGUCAUCUCAGCUUUCAUCGAAGAGGCUGAGGAGAUUUUCGAGAAGGAUCUCCAGACCAACCUCUCUAUCGGCGACCACGGCGCUGAGUGGCUGCGAUCACAAGCUGGUGCUUCCUCUGAUAAAAAGAUCUCUGUUCUUACUCACUGCAACACUGGGUCACUUGCAACAUCCGGCCACGGCACCGCCUUGGGUAUAAUCCGAACUCUCCAGUCCAAGGACCUCCUUCAACACGCUUUCUGCACCGAGACCCGACCUUACAACCAGGGAAGCAGACUCACUGCUUUCGAGCUGGUCUUUGAGAACAUUCCCAGCACUCUCAUCACUGAUUCAAUGGCUGCAUCGCUCUUCCGAAACCGGAAGCAAGAGAAGAACAUCGCUGCUGUCAUUGUGGGUGCUGACCGUGUGGUUCGUAACGGUGACACCGCCAACAAGAUUGGUACAUACCAGCUUGCAGUUCUGGCCAAGCACCACGGCAUCAAGUUCAUCGUCGCUGCGCCUACGACCAGCAUCGAUCUUGAGACCGAGACUGGUGACGGCAUCAAGAUCGAGGAGAGAAAGGCGGUCGAGCUUACACAGAUCACAGGCGCUGUGAUCAAGUCCGAUGGUACUGUGGAUGAGAGCAGCAAAGUGCGAAUUGCCACCGCUGACCAACGCAUCAAUGUGUGGAACCCCGCCUUCGAUGUUACCCCAGCAGAACUCAUCGACGCCGUAGUCACUGAGAAGGGUGCCAUCGAGAAGGGGCCAGACGGAAACUUUGACUUCAGCAAGAUCAUGCCGGAACGAUGGGCGAAGAUUAUCGGUGCCUAA
Molecule: messenger RNA, 1167 nt
Organism: Fusarium sp. VM40
Lineage: Eukaryota; Fungi; Ascomycota; Sordariomycetes; Hypocreales; Nectriaceae
Source: the annotation of a GenBank genome assembly